AUGAUUGAAGAUCCAGUGGAUGAUAAUUGCAACGUAUACCUGAACGCAAAAAAUUGGCUUAAAGAAUUCGAACACACAAAAAUACAUGAAAAUGAUUUGAAUGAAGUCUUAAUGAACUUCUUUUGUGUUCAUCGGAUGUAUGAUGUUGCAAAUGAAUUCCAUAAAGAAACCAGGGUUAAACCUGAUAUGCCUAUAGACACAGUAAAGAUCCGAUACUUAAUUCAAAAUGAAAUUUUGAAUAAUAGAAUUGAGGAAGCCAUAGAACAUAUCAAUAAUUUAGAUAAAGGCAUUUUGAAAAAACAUAAGGAUAUCGUUUUUUUUCUCAAGAAACAACAAUUAUUAAAAUUAAUUUUAAAUAAUAAUAUUAAGGAGGCAAUAACAUAUUCACAACAGGAAUUAGCUCCUUAUGUGAAAGAAAAGCCAUCCCUUAUUAGCGAGAUCGAUGAUGUUAUGAUGCUUAUGGCAUACCAGGAUUUUAAUAGUGAGGAAGCCAAAAAGUUAAUACAAAAAAUAGAGAAAAAAAAAACCACAUUAAAAAGGAUCGAUGAUAUCAUUUUGAGUUAUUACAACGUUGACAGUGAGAGUACGUUGGAAUAUAUUGUGAAGAAUAUCUUCUUCACGCAGAAUGUACUGAGCUCAAAGUAUCCCUGCAGUAUACCCAAAUUGAAAAACUUGAAGACAGGGUAUAUUGAAUAUUAUGAAAAAUACAAAAAAAAAGAAAAAAAAAAGUCAGGAAAAAAAAGUAGAAGCAAAAAUAAAUUAAAGGAGAAAAAUUUUGAUGACAAAACUGGUGAAGGAGCAGCAAAGGAUUUAGACGUGACCAAUGAUGAUGAAUGUCGUUCAGUUUAA
This is a messenger RNA of Plasmodium gonderi, 849 nucleotides long. RefSeq names its product RanBPM and CLTH-like protein. Bases 1 to 849 code for a protein of 282 amino acids. Gene Ontology annotation, biological process: proteasome-mediated ubiquitin-dependent protein catabolic process. The transcript is spliced from 9 exons. Gene Ontology annotation, molecular function: protein binding. Gene Ontology annotation, cellular component: cytoplasm; nucleus. Lineage: Eukaryota; Apicomplexa; Aconoidasida; Haemosporida; Plasmodiidae. The record is from RefSeq and is a predicted model, not a curated record.